GAGCAGACCUGACAUGUAUCCGCGCUUGCUAUCCAUGACACGAUUCCGGGGGUGGGCAUCGCCCCUCGGGUCGGGGUGGGUCUCUCGGUCGGGCCGGAUGCCGGGGAUCCUUCUCGGGCCCCGCUCUAUCCCGUCGCGGCAGUGUCUACACUGGCGCUUUCCUUGACGCCUCCCUAGUGCCCACUACGCCCAUCCUAAUGAGUAGCAAAUUAGAAUCCAAAGUGUUGGAAAUUCGGGACCUGAGUUAUUGUCAAGCUCAUUGCACGGCAAGAGUGUCCUAUGAAUACGUCUCGAACCCCAUCAGCUUCGCCCUUGUCUUGUUCGCACUACCGGGUUUCUUCUUGUAAUUCAGAAGGACUCAAUUAUCUGUAUUUAGGAGUUUAUUCUAUUUCUUCACCUAGCAUCAAUGGGCUCCAUCCCCGCGCCCUCCCCUCUCCUUCUGGAGCUUGCGGAAGCCACGCUGGCUUCCGCCAAGCGAUUGGAUGAAGGACUAGCCGCAGAGGGCCUACCACAGCCGUCAUUCGCCGCAGAUGGACCAGUCUACGUUGUUACUAAGACUACAUCUAAAGAGGUUCAAGAUGCCAGGACUGCCGUCGCAGAAGCGGCUUUCCAACUUUUUCAACUCGUCACUGGUCCCAGUGAGCUAUUGCCCAACAUCACGGCCAGCUACCACACGAUUUUUGCACUUCAGUGGCUUCAUCAAUUCAACGUGUUUUCUCACGUCCCAUUGGAAGGGACCGUGACUUACGACACGCUUGCGUUCAAGGCUCAGGUCCCGGAGUCCUUGCUUAAAGGAGUGGCGCGUAUGGCAAUGACCAGCAAAAUCUUGGCUGAGCCGAAGCCAGGCCACGUCGCUCACACGGCUAGCUCUGCCAUGUUUCACAAGGCCCCGAACAUGCGAGACUGGGCAAGCUAUAUGUUCAGAGCUUCUAUCCCAACUGCUGCCGCCAUGGUGCGUGCAACCGAGAAGUGGCCGGGCAGCGUCAAAAAGACGGAAACAGCCUACAACAUCGCUUUUGAUCAUAGCCUGCCCUUCUUUGAUCAUCUCUCGCAGAGUCCAGAGAUGACGGCGCAGUUCUCUGGAUACAUGAAGAGCGUGACUGAUGGACAGGGCAUGGAUCUUGCUCACCUCGUCAACGGAUUUGACUGGCUCAGCUUGCCAGAGGGAUCUUUGGUGGUAGAUAUCGGCGGAUCUACUGGCCACGCUAGCCAUGCUGUGGCUGCUGCCUAUCCUCAUUUGAGCUUCGAGGUCCAAGAUCUAGACGCUGUAGUGAAUGGUAAGAAGACGACCGCGGUAUCAGACGACUCUGAAUCUACCAGCCGUGUCUGCUUCAAGGCCCAUAGCUUCUUUGAGCCUCAAACGACCACUGGUGCAGCUGUAUACAUGCUGCGCAUGAUCAUACACGACUGGCCAGAUGCCGAGGCUACCAAUAUUCUCAGCAACCUCGUACCGGCGCUGAAAGCUGGGAAGUCAACUCUCCUCAUCAUGGAUACUGUGCUACCGUCGCCUGGAGUACUACCAUCCGUGAGGGAGCGAGUCAUUAGGACGCGUGAUUUGACGAUGCGUCAGGUGUUCAAUGCUCGCGAGCGAGAUCUGGAUGACUGGAAAGCUUUGCUAAAGGCCGCAGACCCAAGGCUAGAACUGAAGAGCGUGCGACAACCAGAGGGUAGCAACAUGAGCUUGCUAGAGAUCGGACUGGACCCCAUUUCGUGAUCAAGGAACUUACGCUGAAUAGGUAUUGAGCUAUACACUGGACCAAAGGCUGAACGAGGAACACAUUGUAUGUAGAUGUUGACCGGCGCUGUAGAAUGACUCCGGGUCGUACAACUCAAGUCUUGUCCCAAUCAUGCCUCACGAACUCAUAACCUGGAAACUUUACCAAAAAUAUGUUGUGAGUUGCCUGCCUGGUCUUGAGUCCACAUGAUCUCUAGAGCGCUUCUACGGGGGAAACAAGCUUUGCGACGAAGAACAUUGCUGAGGGGUACCAGACGCGAUCUCCAACUUAUUCGGUUGCGUCAAUGUUACCUCGUCUCUAUUGAGCUAAUCUUGCAGCGAGUUUCCAGCACUUAAUAUAUUACAUCGCGCAAGCCUCAACUCGUAACUGAAAAGUUUUCCCGUGGAAGAAAUAUUC
Molecule: messenger RNA, 2132 nt
Organism: Colletotrichum acutatum
Lineage: Eukaryota; Fungi; Ascomycota; Sordariomycetes; Glomerellales; Glomerellaceae
Product: S-adenosyl-L-methionine-dependent methyltransferase
Exons: 3
Coding region: 407-1714 (435 amino acids)
Molecular function (GO): O-methyltransferase activity
Source: RefSeq, a predicted model, not a curated record